Molecule: messenger RNA, 4472 nt
Organism: Pseudophryne corroboree (corroboree frog)
Lineage: Eukaryota; Metazoa; Chordata; Amphibia; Anura; Myobatrachidae
Product: zinc finger protein 271-like
Exons: 8
Coding region: 174-3179 (1001 amino acids)
Biological process (GO): regulation of transcription by RNA polymerase II; urogenital system development; embryo development
Cellular component (GO): nucleus
Molecular function (GO): RNA polymerase II transcription regulatory region sequence-specific DNA binding; DNA-binding transcription factor activity, RNA polymerase II-specific
Source: RefSeq, a predicted model, not a curated record
UACCUGCCUGUGCGUUGCACCUUACUUCCGGACUGUGCGUUCCACAUACAGGAAGUGAGUUUUCAUCGACUGCUGCAGCCUCGCAUUGUCCGUGGAGAUCAGGAACUCCAGCUGUAGGGAACGGAGUCUUUAUUACACAUCACACGUUCUGUAUUAUCUCUGAUUCACUGAGGAUGGACAAGGACAGUAGUCACAGGACUGAGAGAAUAAUAAAAAUCACCCUGAAGAUCAUCUACCUGCUUACUGGGGAGGAUUACACAGUAGUGAAGAAGACAUCCAGUGAGUGUGAGAUACUCAACAGCCAUCCCCGUGUAUCAGGAGGACUGAGUAGAACCCAGAGCCCAAUCACGGUGCCUCCACCUGACUCACUAAUACAUGAGAGACACAAUGAUCAAAAGAUCCUGGAACUCACCAACAAGAUCAUUCAGCUGCUGACUGGGGAGGAGGUGGAGUAUAUAGAGGAACACAGGGGUCUGUACAAGGACGUGAUGAUGGAGAAUCACCAGCCCCUCACAUCACUGGAAGGACCCAGUAACAGAGAUACCCCAGAGAGAUGUCCCCGUCCUCUGUAUACCCAGGACUGUACAGAGGAGUAUCACAGGAUCCCACAAGAGGAUCAGGGUGAAGCCCAAUUAAAUAAUAUUAAAAUCAAAGAUACAGAGGGAGAAGAAGAGACGUAUGUGACUGAUAUGAAGGCAGAAGAUAUAGAGGGAGGAGAAGAGACGCAUGUGACUGAUAUAAAGGCAGAAGAUAUAGAGGGAGAAGAAGAGACGUAUGUGACUGAUAGAGAGACAGAAGAUAUAGAGGGAGAAGAAGAGGCGUAUGUGACUGAUAUAAAGGCAGAAGAUACAGAGGGAGAAGAAGAGACGUAUGUGACUGAUAUAAGGGCAGAAGAUACAGAGGGAGAAGAAGAGACGUAUGUGACUGAUAUGAAGGCAGAAGAUACAGAGGGAGAAGAAGAGACGUAUGUGACUGAUAUGAAGGCAGAAGAUACAGAGGGAGAAGAAGAGACGUAUGUGACUGAUAUAAAGGCAGAAGAUGAGACGUAUGUGAGGGGUGAUCAGCAGUGUAAGGAGGAGGAGAUCCCUACAGAUAUCAGCACAGCAGAUGGACACACAAGCAGGAACAUCUCAGAAGGACAUCUAAUGUUAUCCCCGGAUUGUGACAUAAAAGAUAAUGACAGUAGACGGGAUUCUCCAGAAGCUAACCCCAUCACCCCAAUUAUACAUCCAGCUCUAUCAGCUGGUCCCUCUGAUUCUGGGGAAUGUUCUCCUGAUCACUCUGAUAUUGGUGCAUCUGUUACAGCUCUGUCAGUAGAUAUAGAGUUUCCCUGUUCUAUAGAUGCCAAAUGUUUUACACAGAACACAAAGCUUAUUAUCCAUCAGCCAGCUAAGGCAGGGGAGAGGCCAUUUCCAUGUUCUGACUGUGGGAAAUGUUUUGCAUGGAAAUCACAACUUGUUACACAUCAGCAAAGUCACACAGGUGAGAAUCCAUUUCCAUGUUCUGAGUGUGGGAAAGGUUUUGCACACAAAUCAGCUCUUCUUAUACAUCACAGAAGUCACACAGGUGAGAAGCCAUUUCCAUGUUGUGAGUGUGGGAAAUGUUUUGCACAAAAAUCAGAUCUUGUUAAACAUCAGAGAAGUCACACAGGUGAGAAGCCUUUUUCUUGCUCUGAGUGUGGGAAAUGUUAUACUCGGAAAUCACAACUUGUUAUACAUCAGAGAAGUCACACAGGUGAGAAGCCAUUUCCAUGUUCUGAGUGUGGGAAAUGUUUUGCACAAAAAUCAGAUCUUGUUACACAUCAGAGAAUUCACACAGGUGAGAAGCCAUUUCCAUGUUCUGAGUGCGGGAAAUGUUUUGCACAAAAAUCAGAUCUUGUUAAACAUCAGAGAAGUCACACAGGUGAGAAGCCAUUUCCAUGUUCUGAGUGUGGGAAAUGUUUUACACGGAAAUCACAACUUGUUACACAUCAGAGAAGUCACACAGGUGAGAAGCCAUUUCCAUGCCCUGAAUGUGGGAAAUAUUUUACACAGAAAUCACAUCUUGUUAGACAUCAGCAAAGUCACACAGGUGAGAAGCCAUUUCCAUGUUCUGAGUGUGGGAAAUGUUUUACACGGAAAUCACAACUUGUUACACAUCAGAGAAGUCACACAGGUGAGAGGCCACUGAUAUGUUCUGAGUGUGGGAAAUGUUUUACAAAGAAAUCAGCUCUUGUUACACAUCACAGAAGUCACACAGGUGAGAAGCCGUUUUCCUGUUCUGAGUGUGGGAAAUGUUUUACACAGAAAUCAGCUCUUGUUACACAUCAGAGAAGUCACACAGGUGUGAAGCCGUUUUCCUGUUCUGAGUGUGGGAAAUGUUUUGCAUUGAAAUCAGUUCUUGUUAAACAUCAGAAUAGUCACUCAGGUGAGAAGCCGUUUUCCUGUUCUGAGUGUGGGAAAUGUUUUGCACGGAAAUCACAUCUUGUUAUACAUCAGAGAAGUCACACAGGUGAGAAGCCGUUUUCCUGUUCUGAGUGUGGGAAAUGUUUUGCAAAGAAAUCAGCUCUUGUUACACAUCAGAGAAGUCACACAGGUGAGAAGCCGUUUUCCUGUUCUGAGUGUGGGAAAUGUUUUACAAAGAAAUCAGCUCUUGUUACACAUCAGAGAAGUCACACAGGUGAGAAGCCGUUUUCCUGUUCUGAGUGUGGGAAAUGUUUUACAAAGAAAUCAGCUCUUGUUACACAUCAGAGAAGUCACACAGGUGAGAAGCCGUUUUCCUGUUCUGAGUGUGGGAAAUGUUUUGCACGCAACUCAAAUCUUGCUACACAUCAGAGAAAUCACACAGGUGUGAAGCCGUUUUCCUGUUCUGAGUGUGGGAAAUGUUUCGCAUUUAAAUCAGUUCUUGUUAAACAUCAGAAUAGUCACUCAGGUGAGAAGCCGUUUUCCUGUUCUGAGUGUGGGAAAUGGUUUACACAGAAAUCAUCUCUUGUUACACAUCAGAGAAGUCACACAGGUGAGAAGCCGUUUUCCUGUUCUGAGUGUGGGAAAUGGUUUACACAGAAAUCAUCUCUUGUUACACAUCAGAGAAGUCACACAGGUGAGAAGCCAUUUUCAUGCUGUGAGAGAAAUAAAUCCGCUCUUGUUGAACACAUUAGACAUUACCCAAGUACGGAACCAUUUAAAUCUUCUGGAGUAUAAUCAUCACUGUCAUGCAAUGUUCCUCAAGGGUGAAUCCUAUCUCCUAUGCUUUAUAAAAUAUACAUGCUAGCACUGGGUGAUAUAAUCAGACGUCAUGGCCUGGUCUACCACUGCUAUGCAGAUGACCUGCUUUUUGCUCCAUGUACUGAGAACCUAAUACCAAUAAAUGGUUGUCUAGCUGAGCGCCAGGGGUGGAUGAUGCCAGUUGGCUGUGACUCAGUCUUUGUGAAACAUAAUAGAAGCUCCCCAAUAAAGGACAAGACUUUACCAACCAUCUGGAUUUAUGCUUUGGUGUUCAGAAUCGCAAAAUACUGAACGUGUGCUGAAUCUUUGUGUUGUCCUAGUACGUGGCUGACACAGACAUCAGGUAUCUGCCACAUACAAAUCCUCAUUCUUCCAUCUGUGGACCAUAGCCAGAAUCAAACACUUGAUUCCCUCGGAAGUUCAUAGACUACUGCAAUGCCAUCUACCUGGGUCACCCAGCAAAAUAAUUACAGAGCUUGCAGAUAGUACAUAAUGCAGCAGCCAAGCUGUUACCUAACCAGCCCGUUCCUGCCACAUAACACCCAUUCUCUGCUCCCUUCACCGGCUGCCUGUAAGAUGACAAAUCUAUUUCAUAAUUGGCUAACUGACCUUCCCAGCCCAACAUUACAUGGUCCAAGGUGCUAGAAGCAGCUUCUGCCUCCUUACUGCCCUGCUUGCUUGCUUCUACAGAUGAAGGACUGUUACCAGCAGUACCAAGAAUCUCCUGUCAUUCAUUUAAGGGUCAAAUUUUUAACUUUGCAGCCCUGACCAUGGAACUCACUGCCUUGCACAGUCCAAGAGACCACCACUCUAGAGAACGUCACAAAUAGACUGAUGACUGCUACUCACGCUUUUCAUUAAUGUACCUCUAUUUACUUCCUAAAUAAUACAUCCUAAAUGCUUAGGUCUUUUUUCUGCUGUUUAUUUUGUAUCUUGUGCUUUGUGUAAAUGUGAAUGUCUAAUACCAGUUUGCACAAUCUGUAUUGCUGCACGACAAUAUGGCGGCCAUUGGAACAUGUUUUCACUUCUAGUUUGCCUAACUUGUUGCAGACACUCAUCUUGAUAAGGAGUGCUGAGUGUUUUCUGAUACAAGAUCCUAUCCAUAUAUACCCUGUACAUUAUCAUGUGCAUUAGAGUCACCCGGGUUACAUCUGCAGUGGUUUGUUGUAUGUUACAUCUAUAUGGUGCGGAUACUCCUCUGUAUGAUCUCAUAAUAAAAGCUUUUGUUUGCAUCUAAUUAUUACAUUAAAUCUAUUAUUUUUUUAUCUG